This is a messenger RNA of Amphimedon queenslandica, 1973 nucleotides long. RefSeq lists its product as uncharacterized. Lineage: Eukaryota; Metazoa; Porifera; Demospongiae; Haplosclerida; Niphatidae. Bases 821 to 1387 code for a protein of 188 amino acids. The record is from RefSeq and is a predicted model, not a curated record. The transcript is spliced from 7 exons. Gene Ontology annotation, molecular function: DNA binding; zinc ion binding.
UGCCGCAGGCUAUGAUCGGUCAAGAGUCCGCCAUGUUGAAAAAUAGGUGUGACCACGCCCCUUUUGGGGGCGUGGUUUCGUAAAAAAUUAGCUACCUUAAAGCUUAUCCUGAGAAAGACUUUGUCAAAUUCGCUCCAGAAUUCUUAAUACAGGUUUGUUUUCAUGUCGUCCCGUUUGCUCUCCAUUGAAAGUUGCCAACCAAAAUGGCGGCCGGAAUUUAUUUCAUUGUAAACCACGCCUUACAACCGUAAUAGUCUUCCCACGCAAGCAAUUCUCACUCUGGGUGGUCUAUGUGCAUGGAUUUUAAUAUUAAUAUUGUGAUUUUACAAUAGAUGAUUAUGACAUGAUUGACAGCACCCCAGCUCCUGAUUCUGCAGCAGCAGUUAAGACUGAAGAGAAAGUUACUGAAAGCUACUCCAUUGAUUGUCUUAAUCAAAUACUACAAGAUGAUUUGUUUUAUAGACAAAAACUGUCUUUUUAACUGUCUCGGAAAAAAUCAGAAAAAAUACCAAAAAUAGUGGAAUGCUAUUACAAAGACAUUCCCAAGCUCUCGGCAAAAAAUACGGAAAAAGAAAAAAAAUUAAAAAUUUUGGAAAAAUUUUAGCGGUCUCAGAAAAAAUCAGAAAACAACAACAUAACAUAUAGAAGAAUACUCACGGUUUUUCAACCCAUCUUCUCGCCUUGAUGACUCUGUUGGUUCUGAUAUAGAGAAGAAUGAGGGUGAUUCCUUUUGCACAAAAGUUUUCAUGUCCAAAUAUGGCUAGACAGUCUAAGAUUUCAAAAUAAGCCAGUUCCACCUCAAACAUCGAAAGCAGUUGUCAUGAAUAGUGAAAUAGAAAAAGAUUUUGAUCGUUUCAAUGAUGAAACUAGAGGAAAGUACUAUAUAGAAGAAAAUGAAUUACUGAAGUACUGGAUGGAACAAACACAAAUAGAUAAAAAUCUAGUAAAAGAGAUGUUUGGAAAGAAGUAUUUUGGCCCUCUUGAUAGCGAUGAAGUUGAUAGUCUAUAUGUAUGGAUCAGAGAUCAGCAUGAUAAUGGAGGGAUUACAGAGAUUAAGAAUAGAGUAUAUGAUCAGAAGCACAUAAAAGUGGCCAGUGGACAGAUUCAAACAAUGAACAAUGCAUUGUCAUUCAAAAGCGAUCAAGGUAACAACAGAGAAGUUAAGAAGCCUAUCAAAAGAAGGAAAUGCAUGGAAUGUGUUGGUUGCAAAACAACUUUAGACUGUGGAACAUGCAAAUAUUGUAAAGAUAAAAGAAAGUUUGGUGGUCCAGGUAUUCAGAAGAAAGGAUGUCAGAUGAAAAUGUGCACUGGCUCAAAAGUCACAAAUAUAUAUUCUGCAGCUAUGCAGUUUUUGUUCAAUUACAACAGGAAGAUGCAUACAAUUUGAGGGUGAUGGAAACUGUCUGUUUCGCUGUAUCUCUUACUAGAUUUUUGGUGAUGAAAACCAACAUUUGAAAAUCAGGUCUCUCCUGGUUGAAUUUAUGGAAAAUAAUCCAGAAUAUUUCUCUGCACACUGUCAUCCAGCUAGUGUGAGUGACCACACCAAGAGAAUGAGGAAUAACUAUGUAUGGGGAACUCACUGUGAAAUUGUGGCAGCAGCUCUUCUUUUUAAAGUACCUAUCUUUGUCGCAAUUAGAAAGAAUAAUGCAGGUCCCUAUUACUGGACUAAAUUUAGUAGUGAAUCAAGAAGGCGUGAUCCUCAGAAAUUUCAUGUACCUGAAGGUGCUGAGAAAUUAGUGAAUACUACAAGCAAGAGUAGAUGAUACUCUUGCUACAAGUCAUAUGGAAUUUUGCCACUUAAAAGAUCAUUAUAAUGCUGUUUUAUUCAUCACAACCUCAAGGCUAGCACAAACUUACCCAUAUUAGGAGGACAAAAGCUCAACUGAACUGCUGUGAAACUGAUGUUAUUCUUGACUAAAAAUUAAUGUUUCAUUUAUUACUUUUACGUUAUUUUAUACUUAUAGAGAAAGACU